This is a messenger RNA of Paraphaeosphaeria sporulosa, 2337 nucleotides long. Its product is annotated as HET-domain-containing protein. Gene Ontology annotation, molecular function: protein binding; ADP binding; ATP hydrolysis activity. The record is from RefSeq and is a predicted model, not a curated record. Bases 82 to 2337 code for a protein of 751 amino acids. The transcript is spliced from 2 exons. NCBI's taxonomy places the organism in Eukaryota, Fungi, Ascomycota, Dothideomycetes, Pleosporales, Didymosphaeriaceae.
CGACUACGUUAUUCUACUCCUAACACUACAAAGGUCGUUCACGCUUCGCCUUCUAUCGACUGAGCCCGAGCUGCACACGCGAUGCGGCUUCUCCACUUCAAUGCGCUGGGAAAGCUUGUCUUGACAGACUUCCGCGGCAAGACGAUCCCACCCUACGCCAUUCUAUCACAUAGAUGGAGCGACUCCGAGAUCCUCUUCGAAGAUAUAGCGAGCGGAGCCUACAAGGACAGGCAAGAAGGCUAUCGAAAGCUUGAGUUCUGCGCCAAGCAGGCGACCCAGGAUAGUCUGCAGUUCUUCUGGAUCGACACAUGCUGCAUCAACAGAUGGGACCUUCGUGAGCGCUCGAAAGCGAUCAACUCAAUGUUCCAGUGGUACAAGAAUUCGACGCGAUGCUACGUCUUCUUAUCAGAUGUCUCCCUAUCUACUGCAACGGAUUCAUCCCAGCGUAGUGACUGGGAGGCGGCUUUCCGUGAAAGCGUAUGGUUCACUCGAGGGUGGACACUCCAAGAGCUGAUCGCGCCCAUUUCAGUCGAGUUUUUUACCUACGAAGGCCAGCGUAUAGGUGACAAGGCAUCACUGGACGAGCUUCUAUACGAGAUUACUAGCAUCCCACUUGAGGCACUGCGAAACUGUCCUCUAGACCAUUUUCCCAUAUCUGAGCGAGAGCGAUGGGCCAAAAAUCGCAUAACAAAAGAAGAAGAAGACAUCGUAUACUGCCUACUUGGAGUCCUUGGCAUCUCUAUGCCCACUGCAUAUGGAGAAAAAAAGGACAGUGCACGAAGUAGACUGAAGGCAGAAUUAGAGGCAGCUGAUAACGUACCAUCGAUUAUUCCAUUCUCGCGCAAUCCUCGCUUCGUCGGACGAGAGUCACAGCUUGCCAAACUAGAAGCAGAGCUCUUUAGCAAUGAACAGAGAACUACAACUCUAGCAAUACAUGGCCCGGGUGGGACAGGCAAGUCGCAGCUUGCGCUCGAGGUUGCACACAGGACAAGGCAGAACAACAAGAACUGCUCAGUCUUUUGGAUGGACGCGAGCGACAAAGACAGUCUCAACCAGUCGUAUGUAAGUGUUGCGCAGAAGCUCAGCAUUCCUGGAUGGGACGAUGAGCAGGCAGAUAUGAAGCAGAUCAUAAAAGACUGUGUGGCCAAAAUGAGCGAGCGGCAGUGUCUGAUAAUCUUCGACAACACUGAAGACCUCACUCUACGGUCGGGCGGCUCGUCCACAACAGAACGUGCAGAUUUAGCCGAUUGUCUGCCGAAGUCUAGGCUUUGCUCCGCCAUCUUCACAACGACGAACAGCGAUACAGCUCGGGCGCUUGCUUCACAGAAUGUUACAGCGCUGGGAGAGUUGACACUAGAUACGGCGCAGAGGAUGCUGCAAAGCCGCUUGGCGAGGGUACUCUCUAAUACUGAGCAGAAGGAAGCCGAUCUCUUGCUAGGGGAACUAUCAUAUCUGCCUCUAGCGAUUGUGCAAGCAGCAGCCUGCAUUAAUGCUAGCGGCAUGACGGUGCAAACGUACCGAGCACAGCUAGAUAAGCGCAAAGAAGAAGCUAUCAAGCAAAGCAGCGAAUCGUCUGAAGACAAACUACAGAGCUCUGGUAUAAAAGAUCCUAUAGCUGCCACAUUGUUUAUCUCCGUGGAGCAGAUUGAUCAUGAAAAUGCGCUCGCUGUAGACCAUCUUUCUUUUGCUGCAUGCCUAGACCGGAAAGACAUUUCACUCGAUCUUCUACAGGCAGUCUCGCCACAGGCAAGGGAAGAUGCUAUUAAGGUGCUUGAUAGGUAUGCGCUUGUUACCAGACGACCUGCUGAGUCUGCACUCGAUAUUCAUCGACUAGUCCACCAAGCUCUACACAAACGGCUGCAAGCGCAGGGACGGUUUCAACAGUGGACUAAACGCACUAUAACACAGCUACUUUGGGUGUUCCCAACCAGCGAUCACAAUAACAGAAGCAAGUGGAGACGGUUACUUCCGCAUGCCUUGUAUGCUCUGUCGCAUAGUCGGAUAGAUGAUGACGAAGAGAGUUUGAUUCUUUCUGUAAAGUGUGCCAUGACUCUGCAUAGUGAUGGAAGGUAUGAGGAAGCGGAAGAGCUAGAGGUGCAAGUGAUGCAGAUGAGGAAGAGAAGAGUGCUUGGCGAAGAGCAUCCUUCCACGCUGACCAGUAUUAAUAGUCUUGCCUUUACGCUGCAGUCUCAAGCUCGUCACGAAGAGGCUCUUGCACUGAUGGAAAUAUGCUUCCACCAUCGCCAGCAGGUCCUUGGCGAGCAACAUCCUCAUACACAGUUGUCGCUGGAUGCGCUAAAGAGCUGGCGAGCGGAUCAUCUUAAUAAUGUCUCGUAA